AUGGACAAGACAUCAUCAUUCUCCAUUCACGAAGGAAAGCCAAUUCGAUGCAAAGUAGCAAUAUCUAGAAAACCAGGAGAAGCAUUGGUGAUAGAAGAGAUCUACGUUGAUCCACCCCAACCUUACGAAGUUAGGAUUAAGAUCCUAUGCACAUCUCUAUGUCACACCGAUUUAACUUUCUGGAAAUUAGACUGUGGACCGCUUGCAAGGUUUCCUAGGAUUCUAGGACACGAAGCAGUCGGUGUGGUAGAGAACAUUGGUGAACAUGUGGAUGGAUUUCAACUAGGCGACGUCGUUUUGCCAGUGUUUCAACCUCACUGUGAAGAUUGUAAAGAUUGCAAAUCCUCAAAGAGCAACUGGUGCGCAAGAUUUGCUGAUGACCCUUUACCAAACACUAGACGAUACGGAAUGACUUCAAGAUUCAAAGACUCUUUUGGAGAAGAUAUUUACCAUUUUCUCUUUGUAUCGAGUUUUUCUGAAUUUACUGUCGUGGAUAUCGCGCAUCUCGUCAAAAUAUCUUCUGAAAUCCCGGUCAAUAAGGCGGCAUUACUCAGCUGCGGUGUCUCCACAGGAGUUGGAGCAGCUUGGAAAGUGGCUGACGUUGAAGAAGGCUCCACCAUUGCAGUUUUUGGCCUUCGUACUGUUGGACUUGCGGUUGCGGAAGGAGCCAGGCUGCGUGGGGCUGGAAAGAUCAUUGGAGUUGAUCUCAAUCCUGAUAAAUUCGAGCUAGCUUUACAUGUUAUGUUUUCAUGGGGAGAACUAUCUCGUUUACAAUUGCAGGAGCUUAACCUGGAUAGCUUUAUUACACAUGAACUGAAAUUUGAGGAAAUCAACAAGGCUUUUGAUUUGUUAGUGCAAGGGAAGUCUCUCCGCUGCAUUUUAUGGAUGGACAAAUAA
Molecule: messenger RNA, 897 nt
Organism: Camelina sativa (false flax)
Lineage: Eukaryota; Viridiplantae; Streptophyta; Magnoliopsida; Brassicales; Brassicaceae
Source: RefSeq, a predicted model, not a curated record